AUGGCCACGAACGGGGCGACCACGGCCCUCUUCACACCUGGCCGUCUCCCGCCCGGCAAAGACAAGCACCACAUCGUGGUCCUCGAAGGCAUCCACGCCACCAUGCCCAGCUUCGACUUCCCACACACGAUCGACGUGUACCCACGCACGUCGCCGUCAGACGUGGCCGAGCGAAUCAAGGACGCCACCAUCGUGAUCGCGUGCGUGGUGCCAGUGACGCCGAGUGACAUGGACCACGCACCACACCUGGGCGUGCUGGCCGUCAUGGCCGUGGGCAUCCAGUGGGUGGACAAGGCGGACUGUGCGCGCCGCGGCGUCACCGUGACCAAGUGCCCUGGCGGCAACGUCGACGCCGUCACCGAGCACUUUUUGGGCCUGUAUUUCGCCGUGCGCCGACGCGUCGUGCAGGUGCACAACGCCACCACCACCACCACCGAGUGGCUCGACAAGGGUACGCUCACGAAGUUCUGGCCCACCGGCCCGCCCCGGGGCUGUGGCCAAGAGACCCUGGGCAUCAUGGGCUACGGCACGCUGGGCACGCGGAUCGAGAAGCUCGCACAGGCUGUGGGGUUUGGCGAGGUGCUGGUGAGUGAGAGGAAGAACGCCCCGACCGUGCGUCCGGGCAGGGUGAGCUUUGACGAGGUCCUCAAGCGUGCCACCGUGGUCUGCGUGUGUCUGCCCAAGGACCACGACACGAUUGACCUUAUCGGCGAGAAGGAGCUGCGUACGAUGCGCAACGACGCCCUGAUCAUCAACGUCGCGCGCGGCGGCAUCGUCAACGAACAAGCUCUCGCCCGCGCGCUGAGGGAAGGCUGUAGCGCUGGUGCCGCGACAGAUGCUCUGGAGACGGAGCCUGGGGGCCCUGGCACGAGUCCACUGAUCCCGGACAUGGCCAAAGGCGAGGGGCCAGUGCCGAACUUGACCAUUUCAUCCCACAUCGCAUGGUUCACCCAGUCCACGAUCCAGAACUACCAGCGCCUGCUCAAGGAAGGCAUCGAGGGCUGGGUCAACGGUACCUUGCAGGAGUCGGCCGACAAAGUGCACAAGGUCGUCGUGGUGCACAACGGGCGUAUAUGGAAUUGA
Molecule: messenger RNA, 1083 nt
Organism: Fonsecaea erecta
Lineage: Eukaryota; Fungi; Ascomycota; Eurotiomycetes; Chaetothyriales; Herpotrichiellaceae
Exons: 2
Coding region: 1-1083 (360 amino acids)
Molecular function (GO): NAD binding; oxidoreductase activity, acting on the CH-OH group of donors, NAD or NADP as acceptor
Source: RefSeq, a predicted model, not a curated record